Camellia sinensis is the source of this 2621-nucleotide messenger RNA. The record is from RefSeq and is a predicted model, not a curated record. NCBI's taxonomy places the organism in Eukaryota, Viridiplantae, Streptophyta, Magnoliopsida, Ericales, Theaceae.
GCGACUGAGAAACAUUUUCCGGGAAAUCGAGUGGAUAAGAAAGCUCAGAAUUAUCAAAAUCAGAAUCAGAAUCAGAAUCUCACUGAGAAUGUGUGUCUGUGUGUUUGCUUGCACACACCAAUUGCGAGUGUAAGCUUUAAUGGCGAUCUCAGCAUGAGCUCGAACGCAGCGAUGUCGUAGUCAGAAUCAGAAGUAGCCAUGACUUUGAGCACAGAGUCUUCUCCUUCCUCUUUGGUGUGGAAAUUUUCUCAGGUUUUCGGCGAACGAAGUCCCGGAGAGGACGUUCAAGAUGAAUGAUUGAAUUCUCUUACACAACCUACGAAUCUCUCCAGGAUGCUGACAUCAUAUCGUCGAUUGAAUUCGAGAAGAGUGGUGAUUAUCUUGCUGUUGGAGAUCGAGGUGGUCGUAUUGUAAUUUUUGAAAGGAAGGCUAAUAAAGAUAGUUUGGGUGAGCACCAUACUCAUUUGGAGAAAUUGGAUUUUGUGGACACACACCAUCCAGAAUUCCAAUAUAAAACUGAAUUUCAGAGUCACGAGCCAGAGUUUGAUUAUCUGAAGAGCUUGGAAAUCGAAGAGAAGAUUAACAAAGUGAGAUGGUGUGCAACACCUAAUGGAUCACUGUUUAUUCUUUCAACAAAUGAUAAAACUAUAAAACUGUGGAAGGUUAAGGAGCAUAAAGUGAAGAAAGUUAAAGAAAUGGACUUCAACCCAUUUGUAUGUCCUGAAAAUGCGCUUUUGGCUGCGAGUUAUGUCAGUGGGCAACAUAAACCAUCUUUUGGUAAUGGUUAUUUUUUAGAAUGGACAGAAAAAAUGACGAACAACACAUCGCCAUCUCAUGAAGGGGAUACCGAGGUAGCAAAUAUUGGAGAUGGUGCUCCUGCGAGAUGUCGAAAGGUGUAUGGUCAUGCUCAUGAUUUUAAUAUUAACUCUAUCUCAAAUAAUAGUGAUGGUGAGACAUUUAUUUCUGCGGAUGACCUUAGGAUAAACUUGUGGAAUCUUGAGGUCAGUGAUCAGUGUUUCAAUAUUGUUGACAUGAAGCCAUCAAACAUGGAGGAUCUUACAGAGGUGAUAACAUCUGCUGAAUUUCAUCCACUUCACUGUAAUCUGCUCACUUACAGCAGUUCAAGGGGAUUUAUUCGGCUAGUAGACAUGCGGCAGUCAGCAUUAUGUGAUCACAGUGCAAGGAUAUUUCGAGAUGGGGAAUCCCGUGGCUCUAAAUCAUUUUUCACGGAAAUCAUCGCAUCUAUAUCAGACAUAAAGUUUUCAACUGAUGGAAGACACAUUCUAAGUCGUGAUUAUAUGAAUUUGAAGCUAUGGGAUAUGCAUAUGGAGACUUCUCCCGUUGCAAUAUUUAAGAUUCAUGAGCACCUUCGCCCCAAGUUAUGUGAUUUGUAUAACAAUGACGCAAUAUUUGAUAAAUUUGAUUGCUGCCUCAGUGGAGAUGGACUUCAUUUUGCAACUGGAUCUUAUAGCAACCUACUGCGUAUUUUUUCCAAUGGAGUUGGAAGUGAAGAAGGAAUCACAAUGGAAGCUAGCAAAAAUCCGUGCAGGAAGCCACAUCUCCAAGCUGCUUCAAGGGCUAGAAGGUCAUCCCUCAGCAACUUGACUCGUGCAUUUUAUCGACAAGCUUCUUCUGUUCCUUUCUCCAAUUUUUCAGGUCAUGAAAACUCUAGCUCGGGAAGUACUGACUUUUCUUGUAACUUAAAUUCUAAGCUACUGCAUCUGGCUUGGCAUCCAAGAACGAACUUAAUUGCUUGUGGUGCUGGGAAUAGCUUAUUGCUGUACUAUGCAUAGUUCCACGUACUUCUAAGUGAUUCUGACGAGUAUUACAGAUCAAGUAACACAUGGAGGUGUCAUGUUCAAGUAAUACUAUUCAGAUGAUGCAAUCAAAUUAAGGUUUUUUCUUUGUCAACAGCAUUAAUAUGCAGGCUUUCUUUGCCAUGUUUGCCAACCCCAAGGAAAUUAGAACAUCCCAACUAGAUUUGGUUCGACCGCAGGGAUGAGGUGUUUUCUUAUCAGACAUGAUACCCAGGUUCGACUUUGAUCAUAUGCGAUGCAUCUUUUUUUCCCUGUUAUUCCUCUACUUCAGAUUGUAUUUGUAAUUAAAAUAUUUUAUUUUUUUUUAAAAAAAAAAAAGAAAGAAAAGGUAUGAAUUAUGAUGAAGUGCAAAACAUGGGCAACCCAAAGAGGGUCCCGAGAAAGGUAUGAAUAGGCAACAGUGCGCGGAUCAGAUAUUAUGUAUGAUCUUUUUCCAAUAGGUCUGGAAAGGUAUGCUCAGCUGUGCUGUUUGUUCCCUCUUUUGUUCUUGACCUUACUUAUCCAUUUUUUGUGGGAAGCCUCUCAAUCUGUAGUUUUGAGAGUUUCAAUAAUCAAAUGGUUACCGAGUCUGGAAAAGAAGUUCUGCUGCAUUCACUUUGCUCAUGAAAGAGGCUUUGAUUAUGGAUCAAGAUCAAAUAAUAUCUGAUAAAAUUGCAGAUAUAGCAUUUAAGGAAAAAGCAGGUGUUAUCUUUUUAUCUUUUAGUGACUUGACUUGUUUGGCUGAAUGCAAUUGUACACUCUUGAGGUUGGUUACAUUUUCUCUUGUUGGUUUCUUGCUUCUUUUAUUAAUUUGUUUAAGCAACA